AUGGUUGCUUAUGCCCACCAUGACCCUGAUCAUCCCCAACACCCUCACCAAUCUGUGAAACAAGGGUACCCAUUUGCCACCAAGUCCAAACAAAUAGCUCUAAGUGAUGAUGAUGAGCCUGGGUUUGGUGCUGAUGACAACAGCAAUGGGGAUAACAAGAGGAAAAUAUCACCAUGGCAGAGAAUGAAGUGGACUGAUACCAUGGUCAGGCUUCUAAUUAUGGCUGUUUUUUACAUUGGCGAUGAGGGUGGGUCUGAAGGUACUGAUCCCACAGGAAAGAAGAAGUCUGUCGGAGGAUUGCUGCAGAAAAAAGGGAAAUGGAAAUCGGUGUCUCGGGCUAUGAUGGAGAAGGGUUUCUAUGUCUCUCCUCAGCAAUGUGAGGACAAGUUCAAUGACUUGAACAAGAGGUACAAGAGGGUGAAUGAUAUACUUGGCAAGGGGACAGCUUGCCGGGUUGUGGAGAAUCAGGGUUUGUUGGAAAAAAUGGAUUUGUCACCGAAGAUGAAGGAAGAAGUUCGUAAAUUGCUGAAUUCCAAGCACCUAUUUUUCAGAGAAAUGUGUGCAUAUCAUAACAGUUGUGGUCAUGGCACUGUUGGUGGGGUGUCUAAUGGUGCACAUAACUCCCCACCAGAGGGUGCCACAGAACCAUCUGAGAUUACAGCGCAUCAGCAGCAGCCCCAGCAACAGAGGUGCUUUCAUUCAUCAGAAAAUGCUCAUGUUGUUGCCAAUUCAGGCAGGUCAGAGACUGAGGCAUCUAAAAUGGCGAAAGGGGGAAGUGGAGGUGAGGACGAAGAUGAAGACUAUGAAGACGAUGAUUCAGAAGACGAAGAUGAAGAGGAAGAAGAGGUGGUUGAAGUUGGCCCCGGCUCUAGAGGUCUAAUGGGGCAUGGACAUCAUGAAGACGACGAUGACAAUGACGACAGGGCUUCACUUAAAAGGCCAAGAAAGGAAGGUUGCUUUUCGGGGCCCUCAUCCUCCCAGUUAACUCAUCAAUUGGGCUGUGAAGUGAGGGGUGUGCUGCAAGAUGUGUCAAAGAGCCCUUGGGAGAAGAAGCAGUGGUUGAAGACAAGGCUAAUACAAUUGGAGGAGCAACAAGUGAACUACCAAUACCAAGCUUUUGAGCUUGAAAAGCAAAGGCUCAAGUGGAUCAAGUUUAGUGGCAAGAAGGAAAGAGAUAUGGAGAGAGCUAAGCUUGAGAAUGAGAGAAGAAGGCUUGAGAAUGAGAGAAUGUUGUUGCUGGUGCGCAAGAAGGAGCUUGAGUUGCUUGAGCUUCAUCACCAGCAGCAGCAGCAACAACAAAAUUCUUCAAACAAGAGAAGUGACCCAUCCUCCCUCACUGGAUAG
Molecule: messenger RNA, 1344 nt
Organism: Prunus armeniaca (apricot)
Lineage: Eukaryota; Viridiplantae; Streptophyta; Magnoliopsida; Rosales; Rosaceae
Source: the annotation of a GenBank genome assembly